AUGGUUUCGUCGCCCGUUUCUCUCUUUCUAAUACGGAGUCUUGGUGCCGCCUCUCCCCGCUCUGGCCUGUUUGAUGAUCCUUAUGAUGAUAUUCUGUCUCAUGCGAAUAAACUCCCCGUCCCACUCUCUCCUUCCUUCCUUCCUUCCUCUUCUCUCAUCAUCACCAACCCCGUUCUGGUGAUUUUUUCCACUCUUCUCGCCGCUCUCCCACCAUUUUCUUGGAAGAGAAGCAACAACUGGGCUCCUGCUCAGUCUGGUCCCGUGGGCUCCGGCCCCAGCAGUCCUUCGGCCUCCGCGGCCGCUGCCUCCUCCCCUCCCUCGACCGCUGCCGCCGCUCCUACUCUCGCUGCCGCUGCCGUUCCCGCUCCCGCUCCCACUCCCGCUCUCACUCCUGCUCCUGCUCCCGUUCCUGCUCCUGCUCCUGCUCCUGCUCCUGCUCCUGCUCAUGUUACCGCUCCCGCUCCCGCCUUCCCUGCCCUGGCCCCUGCUCUCGCUCCCGCUCCCGCUGCCUACGCCGCCGGGGGGUACCACCGGUGCCCCCAUUGUCACAGGAUGGGCUCCCACCGCCCAGAGGAGUGCCGCUCGGCCCCUCAGAACGGUAAUUACAUGCCCAGCCUGUAUUUGUCUUGCCUCCGGGCUCCGUGUUGCCCCCCCCCCGGCACCACCAUAGCCCAGGUGGCAUCUCAGAUGGCCCCGCAGUCUGCCCGGGCCGGGCCCCGUAACGGAGUCAACAAGAGUCGCCGCCGCCGGGGCAAGAAGCCCACCAAGAAGGCUGAUGAUACCGGGCCAAAGCCCGAUGACAAGGACCCCGGGGCCGGAAGCACCGGCGGGGGUGAGGUGGUGGGAUGA
Messenger RNA from Fusarium vanettenii 77-13-4, 849 nucleotides. RefSeq lists its product as uncharacterized. The transcript is spliced from 6 exons. NCBI's taxonomy places the organism in Eukaryota, Fungi, Ascomycota, Sordariomycetes, Hypocreales, Nectriaceae. The coding region runs from base 1 to 849 and encodes 282 amino acids. The record is from RefSeq and is a predicted model, not a curated record.